Molecule: messenger RNA, 660 nt
Organism: Ornithodoros turicata
Lineage: Eukaryota; Metazoa; Arthropoda; Arachnida; Ixodida; Argasidae
Exons: 1
Coding region: 1-660 (219 amino acids)
Source: RefSeq, a predicted model, not a curated record
AUGGAUGACAUUGCUCCUUUCCAGGUUGCUGCUCUCAGCGCCCUUGUGGCCUGUGUUUCUGCAGGAGGUCACGGUCUCGGCUACGGAUCUGGCUUGGGUUAUGGUGGCGGUCUCGGCUACGGAGCCGGCCUAGGUUACGGUGGCGGCCUUGGGUUUGGAGCCGGUCUAGGCGCUGGUGGUCUCGGAUUCGGAGCCGGUCUAGGCGCCGGUGGUCUUGGAUUCGGAGCAGGACUCGGGGGCGCCGCUGGCCUCGGCCUUGCUGCUGGACUCGGUGCUGGAGUAGGUGUCGGAGUUGGUGGCACCCUCGCCGGCGGUGGCGUGGCCAGCGCUCCACGCCUCCUUGGCGUCGGCCCAGCUAUAUCUGAAGGAGUUGCCACCGUCUCCGUCGUCAGGCAACCAGUCGUCCAGCAGCACCAUGUCACUCGCCAGGUGGUCAACUACGUCAGGGCUCCCGUGACCACUGUGUCCCACAAUGUGAGGCCAGUUGUCUUCAGCCAGGCCGGCGGAUUCGGAGGCGCUGGUGGUCUUGGCGGCGCUGGCCUCGGUUUCGGUGCGGGACUCGGAGGACUCGGCGGCUAUGGACUUGGCGGCGGUUACGGCCUCGGAGGUGGUCUUAAGGGCGGUUAUGGCGCUGCCGGAGGAUACGGCAAGGGAUGGUAG